AUGUCACAUGAACACGACGUUAAGGAUUUAGACGUAGCUUCUGGUGCUGCUAAAGGGCGGAUAGAACAACAUGGGAAGAACGUGACUGCACAUCAUACGUCUCACCAAGCAUAUUUAAAGAGCAUCAACAAAGCCGUGAAUGACACCAAGAAGACAAGCAGUGCCCUGAAGGAGACCGUCCACCACACUUUCCAUUCUCUGAGGACACAACUCGAUCAAAGAGAGAAGGAACUGAUCAUCGAUCUUGACAAUCAAACGAAGCAGGAACUGUCAAAUCUGCACAGCGAGCACGUUACCUCUGAAGGCGAGAGUGAACGAUGCAAGUGGACCUCAGACUACAUCAAGACAGUGCUCAGAUAUGCUUCAAACUCGGACUUUCUGACACUGGACAGUUCAAUACAAGAAACAACGAAGACUCACUUGAGAACAGUUCCACCAGAGGUAUACAGCUCACCUGCAGCUGCAUUCAAAACGAGAGGACUUGAGAAAUUGAAAUCUGACAUUUCUAACUUCGGGUCUGUCAUUGGAGAUGGAUCAGCAUCUGACGAACAUACACUUACAGACAGAGGUACACAGACAGAUAACAUACAUCUACCUGACCCGGAGAAGACACUCAAGCAUAAGCUCCAGGUUGCUACCGAGACAACACCACUACCACAGUUUGGUGCGGGGACUAAAACCUACAUUCUUGAAACAGGAACAGGGACCACGUUGACACUGCAGUGUCCUAAACUACAACUGGACGCUGCUCGAGCCAACACAAGAUGGUGCCACGUAACUACAGACGGUGAGCUGGUCAACUCGCGGCACGCCACACAGCACAGACACAGCGGCAGGUUAUGGAAAUAUUGGGGUACAUGUGCCUGCACACCCAUCCCCCUCACUCAAUCCCCCUCCACUGUCACCCCUGUCCCACACAUACCACGAUACUGGGAGACCCACACUAAGGUGGGUGUGGUGCGUAGAGGGUGUAGGUGUCUUGUCCUGGAGAUGGGUGUGGGGGAGGAGAGCCAGGUGGACAGUGAGGUGUAUGUUUCUCGACAUCGACGCUCCUGGUGUGUCAGUGUAGGGAGUUGUGUCAAACACCAGGGGAAUCUCUAUACCAUGGUGUGGCAGCAGGGGGAGGAGGGGAAGUGUUACAGUAACACAAUGUAUGACACACCCGGCACACAGGCCACCCUCCAUCAUGGCGUUGUGUUGGAUGUGGGGGAGGGGAGACUUGCCUUCAUCGACCUCGAGAAAGAGGUUGUUUUAGCCAAGGUGGAUGUUGAGUGGUGCGAGUCUCUUCUUCCCAUGUUUGGUGUUGGGCAGCCGAGUCGCUACACAGUCAACAUGAAGGUGAUAAGUGGGGCAGAUAUCACCAUGACUGACGCCAAGAAGUCACUUAUUUAUGACGCCUUGAAUUAG
Haliotis rubra (blacklip abalone) is the source of this 1407-nucleotide messenger RNA. RefSeq lists its product as uncharacterized. The transcript is spliced from 5 exons. The coding region runs from base 1 to 1407 and encodes 468 amino acids. NCBI's taxonomy places the organism in Eukaryota, Metazoa, Mollusca, Gastropoda, Lepetellida, Haliotidae. The record is from RefSeq and is a predicted model, not a curated record.